Molecule: messenger RNA, 519 nt
Organism: Penicillium lagena
Lineage: Eukaryota; Fungi; Ascomycota; Eurotiomycetes; Eurotiales; Aspergillaceae
Exons: 2
Coding region: 1-519 (172 amino acids)
Biological process (GO): endoplasmic reticulum unfolded protein response
Molecular function (GO): protein binding
Source: RefSeq, a predicted model, not a curated record
AUGCUGCCAGAGCUUCAAUCCAUGGGCAUCAGCCAAGAAGCAUACAUCGGCAGAGAUCAGAAGAACCCGGUGGCAGUGACCGUUGGCCCCAUCGUUCCCAUCCCCACGCAGACCACCUACAAUAGUGUCCUCGCGAGGAUUAAUCCUCUGGUCAUCGGCGUAGGAAACAGCUCAAGCCCUACAUCCGCGGAGAUGGCAUCCACCCUUCCACCCGCCGCGUCGCCUAAGGCAAAUAUGAGCCCUACGACGAUCACGCUUCAUAUUCUCUGCCCUUCGCUCGCCCCUCACAAUCGCAUUACCAUGUUGAAUUUUGCGCUCUCAACUACAAUUGCGCAGUUGAAGGAUAAACUGGCCGCGGAUAUCGCAACCCACCCCGCGCCAUCGACGCAGCGCCUUAUCUAUGGCGGGAAGCGCCUUGAACAGGACGAUGUGACUUUGGAAGCCGUUCUGGCUCCAAUUGAUGUAAGGUUUCUUGUGUUUUGUUCUUGUAUUCAGGUCACUGAAUUCUUUCCAGGGUAA